This is a messenger RNA of Aphis gossypii (cotton aphid), 4579 nucleotides long. Its product is annotated as barH-like 2 homeobox protein. NCBI's taxonomy places the organism in Eukaryota, Metazoa, Arthropoda, Insecta, Hemiptera, Aphididae. Gene Ontology annotation, biological process: regulation of DNA-templated transcription. The transcript is spliced from 3 exons. The coding region runs from base 598 to 1383 and encodes 261 amino acids. Gene Ontology annotation, molecular function: DNA-binding transcription factor activity, RNA polymerase II-specific; DNA binding. The record is from RefSeq and is a predicted model, not a curated record.
GCAUAUACCUACAUUUAUCACGUCGGCGUAAACAGCGUGCGAUGUGUCACCCCCGAUAGGCUCCUCCUGACGACUCCUCGCCACGAACGCGUUUAAUCUGCGGCGCGCGAGCGCUCUCCGCCACGCCACCCAAUAGCUUUUCGUCGAACGUUUCCAAGGACGCUGCAGUCGACAACGACGUGCAGUACAUACCGGUAUAUUAUGUCAUAUUAUUACACGCAGAAGUAUUAUUACCCUUAAACGUCACACAAUAUUUAAUAAUAUCGUAAUAUUAUCUAUAUCGUUUACGGUUAUACCAACAUCACUUAUUAAUACUGCGGUACAAACCACGUACCUGAUGCAGCACGAUCUUCUGUCGCGGUAUAGCCAGCAAUAUUCUAUCAUAAUAUUAUCAUAAUACGUCCUGGAAGUAAAUUAUUCUUCUACGUAUUUUCUACGCGGUAUCAAUACUAUAUAUGCGUGUUCGCUUCAAAUAGAUAAUUUGGUAUAAAAGAUAGGUAUACGUUAUUUAUGAUAUACAAAACUUUAAUAUCAAAAGUACACAUCAACUUUACAUAUAUUAUACUGCCGUAGCGAAACAAAUAAUAACACGUUAUCAUGGAGUGUCCAAAACCUUCGUUUCUGAUCAGGGAUUUGAUCGGAGAUGUCUUACAAACUUCAAAAUCUUCUGAUGUGUCCAGUGACGAAGGUACAGCCGACAUGGAUGACCGUACGCUGACAGUCAGUAACUUUUCCGCACUACCGUUGUUGGUACAAAAACACCACCACCACCACUAUCAACAACACCAAGACAUGCUUACCGGGAAAUCGUGUGGCCGAAAAGUCAGACGCAGGAGGACAGCAUUCACUCAUGCUCAACUAGCUUAUCUCGAACGAAAGUUUCGUUCCCAAAAGUAUUUGUCGGUAGCCGAUCGCAGCGACGUGGCUGAAGCAUUGAAUUUGUCAGAAACUCAAGUCAAAACUUGGUACCAAAAUCGAAGGACGAAGUGGAAGCGUCAGAACCAGUUGCGUCUCGAUCAGCUGCGCCAACAGUCGGUUGAACCGCAGUCGGAAACGUCCGCCGCCGCCGAGUUCGGCCAGCACCACAAACAACAGCACCAACAGCACAGGCUGCACUCGGUGGAACCGCACCACAAUCGGCAAGAGCACAGAGUGUACGUGCCGUCGUCUGCGGCGUCCGCGUCCGCAGACUCGGACAUACAGGCAGCUGCGGAGGCGUCGGCCGCCGCACCGUUAACGUCGUCAGCGACAGCGGCAGCGGCCGCGGCUGCGUUUAUCGGCGCGCCGUACCCCGGGGUGGCCAACGGCGCGCGAUGGAACUUUCUGACCACGGCCGCGGCCAUCGUGCGGAACGUAUCGUACGUGCACGGGUGUCACAUGUAGACGACGUUAUAACGGUAACGACGUGUUACAUAUUAUUGUAAAAUGAUUCAGUUCGCAUCGGCACGGAUUGUAUACAGGGUGGUCGUACGAACGAUAUCAUAAUAUAUAUUAUACUGUAAGCGACGCUUUAAAUAGGUAGGAAUAUGAUUUUUAGGUAAAUAAACUUACAUGCACGAUGUAUGUAAUGUAUUAGUUUGGCAAAGCUUUUUGAAAUCACAUAAAUAUAAUUAUUAUACAUACUUAAUUAACGUAUAAAGGCGUGACCCCGGGAAAAAUCGUACAGGCCGUCCAUAAUAGACCAAAUUAGUAGGGAGAGGGGACAAAAAACUUAAAGUUUAAAACAUAAAACUAUUUGAAUUCGAUUUUUACAAAUCAUUUUUAUUAUACUUCGUAACCUAACCUUUAUAAAUAUGUCUUAUGAGGUUAUAUGGAUACACAAUUUUAACGGAAUAGCAUAGGUGCAUAAACCUUAAUAUUGUAUGUACUACCUAUUGGCCUUUAAUACCUACCAACAAAAAUAUAUGAUUAUACUGAAGUUACAAAAAAAAGAAAUAAUAAUAAAAUAAAAACUAACAAAAUAUUUAAAAUGCUGUAUAAACUAUUUAAAUAAACCUUACCUCUUUGAAGACUACACUGUAGUAUUAAACUGUGUCAUUAAAACUGGAGAAACUCGGAGGGGGAUGCUUAGCAUCCCUAAAUUUUUUUCAUUUUAACUUAAAUUUUAAUAGUAACAAGUUACAGGUAUCCAUAAACAUAAGAUAACAUUAUAAAAAUUAAAUACAGCCAUAGAGGGAAUUCUCACCCCUGGUUUUUCCAUCAAAAUUGCGUCUAUGAGUGUUAACUCUGAUAUAUUUAGCGGAAAGCCGAAUGUAUACAAUCUUCCUCUCCAGAUACUUGCUUAGCCCAUUAAUUCAAUAUGACUAUUACAGUCGUAGUCCGUAGUCAUUAAUGAUUAAAUUGUAUAUAAGUAAAAAAAAAUAUGUGUUGCACUACACAUCGUAUAUUCAGACUAUAGUAAUUAAAAAUUACCUAUUGACUACUUAUAGUCUAUAGAAUAAUUGAUCAUAAAAAUAUUUUGGUUUUGCAGAUCCCAGUGAUCCCACUCUAUGGCAAACUCACAAUUAGUUUAGAUAAUUUUUUUAUUUGGCUUACGAGAAAUAUUUAUCAACUUCACAAUUUCCAUAUCCCAAUUUUAAGUUUUUGGGUUGAGAAAAGCUAUAAAUAUUUAAAUCAAACAUACCAAACCCCCUCACCUCAUAAAACCCCUGCUUGAUGGAGUAUCUAUUUAUAUUAAUUUAUGACAUACAUUUUAUGUCUUUAAGUACGAUGUGUCGAUAUAAAAUAUUUAUUAUUUAUCUAAAUCUUUUCCUUAGAUUUAAUACGUAGGUAUAUAGUAAAUCUGUUAUUUUUAACAAAAUUAAAACUAUUUUUAUUAAAAUAAAUAACAAAAUUUAGGGACUUAAUGUACCUAUUUAUAAUUAUAACGAGCGAUUUAAAAUUCCAGAUUUAUCCAAGAAGAAAGUUAAGUCACUCCACGCCAUAAACGGAUAAUUGGUCACAUUCGUGGGGGGCUUAACAUGUUUUUCUUAACCGUAUCCACGUAAACACAUAUUUUUAGAAGCUUCAACCGUCUGGUGUGACUUGAUUACGGUUUUUGGGGGGGACUUAAGGCUUAAGACCUCCCCAAGUCCUUCCUUAAUAUCCGCCUAUGCUCCAUGCCCCCUCCAAAUUAUGCCUAUUGAAAUUUCCAACUAAGUAAAUAAUAAAACUAUAAGCUACAAAGUCAUAAUAGGUUACCUAAGUUAGGUAGGUGCCCAUAUUUUUAAAAUCAAAAAUGUUUGUAAAUACUAGAUUAUAUUUCAUAUUAAUUAGUAAUAGAUCAACCAGAUCAAAUAUGCAUAUCCAUGAACCACAGUUAUGAAUCUAGUAUGUAACAGGUACAGCCUUUAAAUAAUAAAUAUAAACUGUAAUGGUCGUUACUUACCUAUUGGCUAUAAAUUGACUUAUACCUAUUUUUAAUUUAUAUUUAAUACUAUGUAUAACAUCUUAACAUCUUUACAAGUUCCCUGUAAUGUGCUUAUGAUAUUUGGUAGAGAAAAUGGAUAAUCAUGAAUAUUUUUGAUUGGAUUUCAUUGACAAGGUCAUGCCUAUGUUUAACAAUAAUUGUUAAUUAUUAAUUUUUAGCAUGCUACGACACAGUUAAAAUUAUUUCAAAACAGUAGGCAAAUACAAUUGCAGUAUUAUUUUUUAAUUUACCAACUUCAUCUAUAUAUUCGAUUCUCUAAUUGCAUCCUUGUGUAAUGCCUUACACUCAUACAAGGCAUUAACAAAAUUAUUAAUCAUAUUUUUAUUUACCAUAUAGAAAAAUGAAAUAAUAUAGCAAUACAUAUAAUACCUACUAUGUAAUACUCAUUACUGAUCUAUAAUUUUUUGAAAACAUUUAAAUUUUUAACAAUUAAUAAAUUAAUUAUUAUUGUCAUUAAAUAACAAAAUUAAUUAAAUAUUGACAUAAACCUAAAUAUUAUUACAUAAUGUAAAUAUAAAUUUUCAUAAGAAUUGAAUUUUUUUUUCUUAAUAUUUACAAUAUAGAAUACAACUGUUAAUGUAGUAUGUAAUUAAAAAAUUAAAAGUGUGAUAAGCUAUUUACCUAUAAAACAAUUUUGUUUUAAUUAUAAUCUAAGCUUUUAAACUCUAAUCCAUCAAUAAUAUUCUAAUAUUAAGUAAAAAUAAUGAAAAUAAUUUAGAUUUUUAUCAAUCAUAUUAUAAUAAAUUAAAAGAAAAUUAUUUAUCUUAAUUAGAACUUUUUUUACUAUACAUCCAAAGAUUUCCACAUUUUUGGAUUAGAUUUUAUUAUUUAAAUAUGAUUUCAAAUGGUUCAGUUAAUUCAUUGUUUUAAAAUUUUAGAAUAUUCAAAUUUAUAUGAUAUUUAGUACUGUUAUCCUGAAUCAUUGAAUAUUUUUUAUAAUUUUAAGUAAUACAAUGAUGUAUAAUGUACAUGACUAAUUUGUAUAAUUAAAACAUGUAAAAUGUAUUUGACGCAUUACAAAUUAAAUAGUUACAACUAAUUAUUAAUUCAGUUUAUUUGAUAGAAACCUAUUUUGUUUGUAUUUAAUAAAUGUUUAUUCAGAAAUUUUACUUCAUGUGCAAUAUUUAGUAGACGAAUAUAAUAUAUUUGUGUAAAAACAUUAUAUUACCU